Messenger RNA from Anopheles darlingi, 4878 nucleotides. RefSeq lists its product as uncharacterized. Gene Ontology annotation, molecular function: protein binding. The transcript is spliced from 5 exons. The coding region runs from base 542 to 3901 and encodes 1119 amino acids. The record is from RefSeq and is a predicted model, not a curated record. Lineage: Eukaryota; Metazoa; Arthropoda; Insecta; Diptera; Culicidae.
UGGCCUUUAAAGAAUCAACAUUUGAUAACCGAACACAGACCUAAAUUGAAAUAAUGGAGAUUGUGUCACAGUAAAUCAAUAGUACAUUACGUACCAUACGCAUGCGUUAUCAAAAUUUGUGGUUUUUUUAUCAUCCCCCUAUAGGAAAAAUGCGUUCAUUGUUUUGUGUUUCUCCCGUCACUGUCAAUUUCUCGCUAUUGCUCUGAUUCUUAGUAUCCGCGUCUCGCAAUUUCGUCCUUUACAUAUUUCCUUUCGGUAGUUACACUGUGCGUAAAAUAAGCGAAGAAGUGAGUGCGUUGUACAACUGUAAAUUAAUUUAGUUUCCAAAUUAUUCGUUCUAUCAUCUGGAAUAUUAGUGAGAAUUCAUGACGCAUGUCGCAUUCCAUUUCGCAUUCGUUUUAAUUUUUUCUACUUGCAACCACUUAGAUAUCUUUUAAUAAUACACAAUUAAGGAGGAACAUCUUAAUAAGCUGUUAAGAUAAUAAUUUCCAAAGGCUUUCGUAAUCUAUUCAAUGUUUAUAAUAAAUUAAGCUCUUCCAUAAUGAAUUCCGCAUCGUAUGAUGAUGUAUUGAGGAAACCGGAAGAGAUUUUUUAUUCCACCUAUGAACCGAGCAAGGAAGAAAUAUUGGAAUAUGCUGUUAAAAUAGGUAUCGAUCCCGAUAAAGAAACUUAUUUAGUAUAUCUCGCACGUCAAGGGUUGUUGCAUCCGUUACCUGAAAACUGGAAACCAUGCUAUAGCAAACAAAUUAAAGCAUAUUACUACUACGAUCGCGCUACAAAAAAAUCUCAAUGGGAACAUCCGAUUGAUGUACUAUAUCGUGCGAAAGUGACCGAUGCCCGGAAAGCGGUUUCUUCAGAUCACUGCAACUUAAAUUCUCAUACAAGCCUAUUCCCAUCUAAACAAACUCCUUUGUUUCCCCUUCCUGAGAAUCGUGCUGAAAGUUCUGCAAGACGAACACAAGAGUUAGAUGCAAGCACCUCUUUUACACAAAAAAACAUACCAUCAAAUGAACAAUGCCGGCAUAAUCAAGAACAAGGAUUGCAGCUGAUUGAAGCUGUUGAUAUGGAUGAAAUUGAUUCGAACAAAGAAAACGAUAGCCAAGAACCAUUUCCCUUAAAACCUGAAAAGAGACAUUCAUCAAUCGAUGCAAUUCCACAGGCACGAACAAAUGAGAGUGCGAUUUUGACAAAAUCAUUGGCCAAUAGUUUGGUUUCAUCCUUUCACGGUUUUGCGAUAACUGGCUUAGGGUCGCAAUAUCUAAAAUCCAACCAAAAACCGGGGAUAGAAGAUGCAGAGCAAAUAAAGAAAACAGAAUCGGAGGUGAAAGGAAUACUAAGAGAUUCAAAUUUAACAUAUGUUCGCAGCAAAACUACUCUAAAUGAAGAAUCUGCAUCUGAUGAGAAAAAAAGUGUUCGUUUCGAUUUUGAUCACAAAACGGGACUCAAACCUAACGAGCCUGAUUAUAUAUACGGUUUGAGUAACAAACAGGUUCCUGGCUACCACAAGGGGAAUGGCAACCAUGUGGAAAGUACAGUCGAAGGCAAUGAGAGCAUAAAAAAAAAAUCUGGUUUUGAGACAUUCAACCAAUCAAAGGAAUUACAAACGGAUGAACAUGAAAACGGCGAUAUAGAAAAAACGAUUCUUACAAGAACAGCGUCGACAGAUUCGCCCAAUAUUGAGUGUAAAGGUAUAAUCUCAUGCCAAUAUGAAAAUAUAACAAAAGGAGAAUUGCACAUGGAAGACAAGCUAUGUGUUUCGUCACCUACAAUAAAAAGUGAUAUGAUGGACGAAAUCGAAAAAGAAUGCCAAAAGUACGACGUAAUGCUUACUUCGGAAAAGGAACACCUAAUUGAACAAUACAAAAAUAAUGUCGAAGAGUUGAAAAAAUAUCAUCUCUUUGAAUUGAGCAAGCUGAAACAACAUUAUGGGGAACAGAAUCUAAAGGAAAUUGAAGCGUAUAAGGAGACACUCAAACAGGAUUUUGACCACACAGUAAAAUCGCUAACAAACGAACAUCGGGAAAAAAUGAAAACAUUGCAAAAGAAUCACGACGAAAUUUUACACGAUCUUGAACGUGAUUUAAAAUUGGAAGAAGAACUCAUUAAAAAAGAACAUACAACAAUGUUAACAGAUAUGAAACUAAAGGUAUGCCACGAGCUUGAAUUAGAAAAGCAGAGGAUGCGGGAAAUGGGCGAAGAUCGUUUGUACGAAAAAAUACGUUGCGAGAAACGUCUUCUUGAAGACAAGUAUAAGUGUUUAAAGGAAAAGUACAUUCGCUUAAAGUCAGAUGUGCGCAUCUCAUUAGAACGACGAAAAAAAAGGCGAGAGAUGCAGCAGGAACCGCAACUAUAUCAAAACAUCCAUAAUAAUGUAUUGCUCAGCAACAGCUACGAAACGGACGAAAGGAGUAUUUCGAAUGCAGUUUUAUAUCCCAACCGAAAAGGGAAAUCAGCUUCCAGGCUUGAGGUUGCAAUGGCCGAUAUGUUAUCUAGCAGUAAUGUAGUCGCUUCUUCCAUUCUUUCAUCAAAUAAAAAAAACACAGCUUCGUGUAUGAAAAGAAAUAAUAAUAGCAAUAAUAAUAAUAAUAAUAAUAAUAAUAAUAACGAUAAUAAAAGUAAUCACAUUAGAUACAGUAAUAAUAGUAUCAACAAUAAUUACAGUAGAACUGAUUCAUUCAGUAUUGAGGACACGAGUCGAAGCGAAAGAACGAUUUCAAAACAAUGUCUGCAGUUACGCAAAAUCUUCGAAAACGAACCGCGAGAUGAUAACUUAAAAUCAGAAUACGACAAUGAUACACCAAAUGGAAAAAAGAUCACAUUCACCAAUGAAAGCGUUAUGAAAGGAUUGGAAAUUUCUAAUAACUUACCAAAACGUAAUUUCUCCAAUAAAACUAAUUGUAAUUCAACCUCUAAGAUGAAUUCAACACAGGAGUAUUCCACUCAAAAAAAGUCCUGCACGCCGCUAGAAAGUUUACGUGUUCAGUUCGAAAAACUGGAAGAACUUGAAGAUCAAAUACCAGAUAAUAAUUAUGAUGGAACCUACCAUUUACGAUAUCCAUUCGUCAAUAAGCAUGUCGAAAACAAUGAUUCUCUUUGUCAUGGUGAGGAGUGUUUCACUGACAAAAAUGUAGAAUGCCAACGAGCAAACAAUGAUAUAAGCAGUGAGUUGGAAUUUUUCAAACAUCGAAUUCAUCUCGAACGUGACUCGGUCCAGCGCGCAAAAGAAUCCUUGAAAAUGCAAAAGGAUUUUUUUUUAGUUAAAAAGAAAAACAUGUUGCUCAAACACACGAUAGAAAACGAACAAACUGUCGAUGAAAUCCUUAAGGAGCAACAGGAACUAAUUGAAAUGGAAAUUUCAUUGCAUCGCACUCGGACAUUGCUUAGUGAAAAGGUGAUUCGUUUGCGCCAUUUGGAAAUCUCGUUUAAUCAUGUGAUGGAAAAGGAGUUUCCAUCACGAAAAGAAAUGUCGACAAAUGAAAGAACAAUAGACACAAUAAGUGACCAAUCUUCUUAUUCAAGCUCUAGUAUUAUAAAUGUAACAGGUUUGGACCAACAUCUCACAGCAAAGCCAAUGAUGCCUAAGAAGGCAUAUUCCCAAGACCAUCCGAUGUAUUUGGAACAUUUGCACAUGGAAAUACUAGACAUCUGGAGUUUGCUAAAUAGUUUUGAGGAAGUGAGGCACAGACACCCAUCGAACGAAAUUACAGCAUCUUUAAGCCAUGAAACUUCUUCUAAUCUCAAGAAAGUAUUGGGAUACAAUCUGGAUAUCAAUAUGCAACACCAACAACAUCAACCGCAGCCUUACUCUUUGAACCUACUGGAAAAAACGCGUGACUUGAAAAGGUGGCUGCGAGAUGCUAAAAGAGAGCAUGAAAAGAAUAAAUCGAAAUCCUUCCUUUGAAUGUACCAAUCCAUGUAAAGAUAGGAUAGAAAGGAAAUCAGGAUAACUGCAAAUGAGAACACAUAGGCACGCGUACACAAGAAAAUCUAUAACUGUCAUUGCUUUUACGUAAUGCAAAACAUUUUUGUCGGAUAAAAGUUUAAAAUCUUGCAAAUUGUAUACCAUACCCAAUGAGUUUAACACCGUCUGAUCUGAUGAAACCAACAAAAUUGGUUUAGAAGGUACCCAAAUAAUAUUGAUUGAAGAAAAAUGGUUCUUCCCUUUCCAGCUAUCUUAAAGGACAGGAAGAUGAUAGUGAUACACAAGGAAUGUGCUAUCUUCCUCUCUCUCUCUCUCUAUUAGGAUAGAUGAAAACUUAUAUUUUACUCAAUAAAUGUUUCAUAUGUGUCAUUAAUAACUUUAAUGUUCUUUAUAUGUACGUACGCCGAACAAUCGCAAGAUCGCUGGGCUGUAGUUUUUUUGUCAUUAGUGUACAAUUACGAUUAGUGUGCGAAACGCGUCGCACCAUUCUUGACGGAAACAGUGGUUAAAGCCAGUAUAACAGCCUGUUUUUGAUAUGAUACUCUUUAUGGAUUGAAGCCUAAAACACAAGUUCUUAAUAGUCCUGCAAUGCUCGCCAAAAAUCAAUGCAUCAGAAAGAGCAGAAUUUCUAGAAUAUAAAACCAGCGGAUUUUUCCUCCUACUUGCAGUUUAAAAGAAAAUUUGAUUUGAUUUUUGCAAUUUCAUUCAAAAUUUUGCGUAUUUUUCAAUUCUUUCAGUGUUGGACUAACUUAACGGCCCGGUUGUAGAAUAGAAAUCGAACAAUGUUUUUUUUAUUUAUCUUUUUUUCGUCUAGCAAAUAAAAAACUUCCAUUAAAUUCUAACGUUUUGCGUGAUGUCUCGUUUUCUAAAAUUCGAGAUCAGAAACGUUCGCGAUGUUACCAGGCGUGGAGUCCCUAAUAAUAACGGCAGCGGUGGAUGAUAUAGAUUACAAACCG